Molecule: messenger RNA, 695 nt
Organism: Scylla paramamosain (green mud crab)
Lineage: Eukaryota; Metazoa; Arthropoda; Malacostraca; Decapoda; Portunidae
Product: cuticle protein AM1199-like
Exons: 3
Coding region: 228-608 (126 amino acids)
Source: RefSeq, a predicted model, not a curated record
AGAGAGAGAGAGAGAGACCGUUGAUGUCCAGAUAUAAUAUUGCUGAGUGACAGUGGCCCCGAAAUAACUGGGUUUCUAGUUGUCAAGAUACCACAUUCACUUUCCCUUUUCAACACUAAGGAGGUUCCCGUAGCAGUUCCCAAUCCAGGCGGGGUCUGAAUGUGUAUAUAAGACGAGUAGUAGCCCUCAACCACACAUUAACCUCAUCGACCCCACACACAACAAACAUGAAGCUCGUCAUCCUCGCGUGCCUGGCCGUCGUCGCCCUUGCAGCCCCGAAGCCAGAAGAGCUUCCAUCCGUCGUCCAAGUCCUUCGGGAUGAACGUGAGCACGGCGAAGGGGGCAACUUCAAGUACCUCAUUGAGACUGACAACGGAAUCUUCAUGGAGGCAGCCGGCGCCCCGGGAGUGGCUGGGCAAAGUAACAUCCAGGGCUCCUACAGGCUGGUAUCUCCCGAGGGCAUUCUGGAAGAGGUGCGUUUCGUCGCCGAUGAGCUGGGUGUUCGCGCUGAGUCGCCUCUGCUGCCCACGCCUCACCCCCUGCCUGCCCAUGCCGUCGAGCAAAUGCGCUUGGCCGAGGAACAGCGUGCCCUGGAACUCGCCGCUUAAUAAUCAUGUUGUACCAAGUUUCUCUUGACUGAUGAAGGCCAUUUUAUGUUAAUUUUUAAGAUAUUUAUUUAUAAUAAACGUCAGAAU